AUGGUUUCAAAGAAGGUGGUGGCCAGUUUGCUCUUGGUGUAUGUGGUGUCCAUGUUGGCUGAACAGACCGAAGGCUUCGUGCCCUUUUUCACAAAGAGUGACUUCCAGAAAAUGCAGGAGAAGGAGAGGAACGAAGGAGGGCAGAAGAAAUCCCUGACCUCACUGCAGCAGCUCUAAGAGGAAGGCUUCUCUGAGCAAUCCGGUACGGAUGUCAACAAGGUCAAGACCAUCCAGGAAGAUGGAAACAACAUGAGGUCUGUCUUUGCCAUUUGGUGA
Messenger RNA from Haliaeetus leucocephalus (bald eagle), 276 nucleotides. RefSeq names its product motilin (gene MLN). The transcript has 3 exons. Lineage: Eukaryota; Metazoa; Chordata; Aves; Accipitriformes; Accipitridae. The record is from RefSeq and is a predicted model, not a curated record.